This is a messenger RNA of Cydia fagiglandana, 795 nucleotides long. RefSeq lists its product as uncharacterized. The transcript is spliced from 4 exons. The record is from RefSeq and is a predicted model, not a curated record. Lineage: Eukaryota; Metazoa; Arthropoda; Insecta; Lepidoptera; Tortricidae. The coding region runs from base 1 to 795 and encodes 264 amino acids.
AUGGUGCGUAAAGCGUUGAUUGUACCGAGUAUAAUCAUGUGGGCGGCCGCGGCGCUGGCGCUUUGGGCGGCCGGCGUGGGCGCCGCGCGCUAUGACAGCGCUACGCCGCACACCCCGCCCUACACGAAGUACAAAUACAUACCUUUGCGAUCUUCAUACGACCGUUACGACCCUGACGACUUAACCUCAUCUCCCCCCGCGGAUCCCCCGGGCGGCACCGUGGUCGGCUCGGGCGGCAUGGCGUCCUCGGAGUUCAUAUUGACGGCACUACGCACUGCCUUGGAUGUUGUGCGCAAUAUCAACAAGCAGCGCGCGCUUGCCAAGCCCAAGAAUAACACGGCUCUAAUGCAACGACGGAGAAAAGUAAAUGUGACAUCCAAUGAGAGCGGGCGCGGCUUUGAAGACUACUACGACGAACAUCACCACUACGAGACGACCACGACCACCACCCCCAAACCCAUGAAGCAGGGUCGGUACACAGACCCCUGGGCCGGCUACUACGACUGGAUCAUCAACGAGGGCUCCUUCAAGUUCUGGAGUGUCUUCCAGCUUUUCACCGCUGCUCUUCUAUUGUACGCGUGCUUCUCUGCCAUUUACUAUGCGAAAUUCAACCCUAUUAUUCCGGACUAUGACCGGGAAUACGAUGAUUAUUUCCUGGAGCGGACAGUGGGAAGACAAGCCAGGAGUUUGGAUUCGAUGGAGUCUUGGGAGCUACCCUCUGGUCUAAGUUGGAUAAAUCCAAGGACCUUCCAGUUCAUUUUAGAUGCUAUUUCAACACAUUAUGAGCAAGAAUAA